GGUGCAAAGGGAUCCAGGAAGUGAUAGUUGGAGCAGUUAAGAGAGUGCUGCCGCAGGGAGAGACACUAAAGAUUGUUCUCUUGUGAAGGACCAUGUGGGAUCCCAAUGCAGGGCAGCCAGGUGCCUUCCCCGGAGCAGCACAUCCCCCCAACCCUUCUUACCCAGGUGGCUUCAAUCCUGCAUACCCACCUCCUGUGAACCCUGCAUUCCCUCCAGCACCUAUGCCGGCUGGCCCCUGCCCUGUUCCCCCAGUAGGGAUCCCAGGGCAACCUGCCUAUCCCCCUGGCCAUCCCAUUCAGCCCCCGUAUCCUGGUCAUCAGCCUAUCCUACCUGGUGGUCCUUUUCCCCCACUUGUUCCUGGGAUGCCAGGAGGAAUCGGAGUCAAUCCAUUGAUGCCCGGGGCUGCUGCUGUGGGCGCCUACCCGAUGGACAAGAAAGCUGCUAAAAAGAUGAAGAAGAAGAUGAAGAAGGCACACAAAAUGAAUAAACCACACCACAAGGGGCAUGGAAAGCAUUCCUCCUCCUCUUCCAGCAGCAGUGACUCUGACUGACAUGUCUCCCUACUUUCCAGCUGCGUCCUUUUCCACCAUGGCUGAUCCUUGCACUGCUCUUCCUGCAUUCAUAGAAAAUUCACUAGAUUUGUUACUUACUAGAUAAAAAUGACAUCUGCUUAAUUUUUGUCUGCCCCUCCAAGAUGGCCAGUCAUCAGGCUUAUCCAUAGGACUAGUGCCUGCUGAUUAACCAGCCUGCUGUGAUCAGCUGUUUGGGAGGCUAGAGCACGAUUGGCUUCAAAGCAGUAUAUCUGCACCUUUUGGCAAUUGUGAUUUCAUUUCUGCAGCCAAUCAAAUCAUCUCCUGGCGCUCCAAAUGUUUUAUUGGGAACUAACCAAAUGAUUAUUUUGAGGUUGGUUGGGAGGUCCAAAUCCACCCAAGUGCUUUUAAAAAUUAUUGUUCACCAAAGUAGUUCUUGAAUGUACGUAGUGCCUGGAAAAAGGACAAAAAAGGAGCGAUUGCUCAAUAUUAUAACUGCGUUUGGAAAGUGUUGCUUAUUUAAUAUAAACUAGAAUAAUCCGCUUUCAAAGAAAUCACAAAAUGUGCUGAAUCAGGGAUAAUGGCAUAACUGUAUGCAUGCAGAAAUUUAUUGUGAGAUUUCCUUCUCGGUCACUCAGAAAUAUACAUACAUUCAUGUAUUUAUGGCAUAUUUUAGAAAGCUUAAUUUCUCUAGCAUACAAAUAUUUUGGUGGCUCAGGGUUUGCUUCAAAGAAACACUUUUUCAUGGCUGCGAUCUUAGUUUGCUUGAAGUUUGUAUUUGUGAUAGCAGUAUCUUAGUAAAUUGCUCCAGGGUAUUGAAAGAUCAUACUACAUACAUAUUGCAUGAUAUGUUCCAAACUUCUGCAUUUGGAAGAAGCAUUUUCUCAUUCAUUAGUUCAACAUUGCUGAUGCCCCAUUUAAACUGGCUGCUUAUAUAAUACUUAGAUGUGUUUCUAAAAUGAAAGGAGAAGAUUGCAGUUAGCCAGUUUUUAAAGAGAAAAAAACACAACCACAUCAUUAUCCAGCAUGGCACAAUUUGAGAUUUGCAUUGGAUAUCCAAUAAUCUUGGGUGGGGAUUCAAAAGCCCCUCCAGAAGUACCCACCAAAUUAUAGCAUUUAAUGGGACAAAAAUACAUAAAAUAUAUUGGAAAUAACUUUAGUAAUUGUGUUAAUAAUCACGUUUAAGUAAAGGGAUUAGUAUGUAAAUAAAAAAAACUUUAUUAUGUACAUUCCAGCUCAGUUUGCAUCUUGCAAUGCAUGUCAGAAAGACUAAACAAAAAUGUCACAGCUAUCAUUCCUGAAAACUCUGUCCACCCCUAAGUUGCACAAUGCCUACAAGAUUGAACUUAAAAGAAUCAUGUCUUGUUAGAAAUGUGUUCUAUUUUACAGAUUCUUUUUCUGGCCAGUGACAAUAAUUACAAGUCUGAUUUUUGCUUGUCCUAAAAUUGCUUCUCCCUUGAUAAAAAGAUUUUGGCUUUAAUGCUCA
This is a messenger RNA of Thamnophis sirtalis, 2016 nucleotides long. RefSeq names its product proline rich 13 (gene PRR13). The record is from RefSeq and is a predicted model, not a curated record. Lineage: Eukaryota; Metazoa; Chordata; Lepidosauria; Squamata; Natricidae.